AUGAAAAUAAUUAAUAUUUUUAGAUCAGAAUGUGAAUAUGAAACAUAUGCCCUAAUAUCCUUAAUUGUAGGGAUUACUCUUAGUAUUGUGUGUGGUGUUUUUAAUAAUGAUUGGCAUGUGUUUCCUUCCACUAUAAGCACUUUAAAUUCAGAGUUUUCUGAUCCUUCAGGAAGAAUUUUUUUUGGGGCACUAUUAAUGGCAGGUAUCUUAUUACUAAAAUCAAAAAAUAGUGAAAAGAAACUACCUUUUAAAGCAAUCAACACCUUGGGAACUAUAUGUAUUUUGGGGAUUGCAUUAUUUCCUACUGCCCAAAGUUCAGAUAUUGGAAAUAUUAAUAAAAAUAUAAUGAUAUCAAUUCAUUCAACUUUUGCCAUUAUACUUUUUUUUAUAAUACCAUUAUAUAAAAUUAUAAAAUCAAACAGUAAAUCUAAAAGGGCUUCUUUUGAGCAUUUAAAAGAAAUAAAUCUAUGUUUAUUAUUAAGCUUGGUAUCAUUUAUUGGUUUUAUUAUUUGCCAAGCAAUAAUAUGGUUCCAAGAUACAAACGAUAUUUUAAGAGUACCAGGUUCUACACCUUUAGAAGGAAAGGAUUAUUGGAUUUUAACUCACGUUUUAAGUUUUUGUUUUGAAAUUUUAUGUGUAAUUUCUGUAUUUAUAGAGUAUAUAAUUCAUGUCUAUGAAGAAUAUAAAUUACUAUCAAAUGAGAAUCAAGUUAUAUGUAAUAAUAGUAAUAAUAGUAGUAAUAGUAAUAAUAGUAAAAAUAAUAAUAUCGAUAAUAAUAAUAAUAAGACUGGUGAAAAUAAAAAUAAUAAUAUGAAUAAUAGUAUGAAUAAUAUGAUCGAAAAUAUAUAG
Messenger RNA from Dictyostelium purpureum, 849 nucleotides. RefSeq lists its product as uncharacterized. The record is from RefSeq and is a predicted model, not a curated record. Lineage: Eukaryota; Evosea; Eumycetozoa; Dictyosteliales; Dictyosteliaceae. The coding region runs from base 1 to 849 and encodes 282 amino acids. The transcript is spliced from 2 exons.